UUCCUCUUCUGGUCUCCUUUGUGCUGUUGGAGCAGGAAACCCGAUCCUUUAUGUUCCUGCGUGCAGACUGGGGGCUUGGAACAAACUUCCUGUAGGACACCUGACACAGCUUCUGGGCUCUCAAAAUGUCAUACGGCAGAAGCGAUCCAGAGUUCCAAACAGUGGAAAUGCAAAAGGAGCAGGAAGAUACCAGCAAAGGCAAUGCCAGCACUGGGAAUGCCGCAGAAACACAGCCAGACGCGGCUGCAUCCUCAGCUUCCAGGGGCUUUCGCUACCCAGGGCCUCAUCGUGACCAAUAUGAAGCAAGGAAAUAUUUUGUCACCAGGGCUGGAGCCUUUGACCAAGCGGUGGAGGACUUGAAGGCCCACGUGAUCGAGAACAUGGGAGAAACAGCCCACGGCUUCUGGCUUCUGACGGAGAUUGACCACUGGAACAACGAGAAGGAGCGCAUCGUGGUGAUCACAGACUCGUCCCUCCUGAUCUGCAAAUAUGACUUCAUCAUGUUAAAGUGCCUCCAGCUACAGAGAAUUCCCUUGGGUGACAUCAACCGCAUUUGCAUGGGAUCUUUCACCUUUCCCGAGCGGUCUUUGGACAGGAGGGAAGGAGAAGGCCUAAGGAUCUACUGGACAAAGCAGCAAGAACCGGAUUUCCUGUCGCGCUGGAAUCCAUUUUCCACAGAAGUGCCAUAUGCAACGUUCAUGGAACACCCAGUGAAGAACAGCAGCCAGAGGCUUAUUGACAUCUGUCAGAUGUCCCCGUUCGUGGCACAGCUGGUGCAAGCUGUCCAGAAUGUUCAGAGACAAGACCCUGCGUCGACCAGAACAGACGGGCUGGGCGUGGUGUACGAGCCCAUCCUUAUUGAGACCUACACGGGCCUGAUGUCUUUCAUUGGCAACCGAAACAAGCUGGGGUAUUCCCUCGCUCGGGGGAGUGUUGGCUUUUGAAGAGUGCCGCCCCGGGGGGAUUUUAUUUUGUGCUGGAAGUUUACUAAACAGGAUGUGGUCUGAUAAAUGGCUCAGAUGCACCGCUGGGCUUAAUUGCAAACCCUCCUUCUUGGAAGCAUCAUUUCCCUGGGCCAAGAACAACUGAGUCACAUGGUUUUCCCCGCCCAAGUCCAUCUCAUACAUGAGUCAUGAAAGGGUGCGGGGGGGGGGAGUACAGGAUCUAGGGUUGCCAGUCUCUAGGUGCAGGUUGGAGAUCUCCUGAAAUUAUAACUAAUCUUCAGACUACAUAGAUCAGUUCCCCUGGAACUGCCUGCUUUGGAGGGUGGGCUCUAUCACGUUAAACCUGCUGAGGCUCCUCCCCUCCCCAAAUCCCACCCUCUUCAGGCUCCACCCCUCCAGGAAUUUCCCAAUCCAUAGCUGGCAACUCAACCUGGAUACAGUGUGCUAGCACAGCAGUCCCCAACCUUUUUGGCACCAGGGACCAGUUUCGUGGAAGACAAUUUUUCCAUGGACCGGGGAGGGGGGGCGGGCAGGGGGAUGGUUUCAGAAUGAUACAAUUGUGCACUUUAUUUCUAUUAUUACAUUAUAAAUUAUAAAAUAAUUAUACAGCUCACCACAAUGCAGAAUCAGUGGGAGUUUUGAGUUCGUGUUCCUGCAACUAGACGGUCCCAUCUGGGGGUGAUAGGCGACCACCUACCUUGCCUGCUCCCUGGAGCCGGCUCUGCGCUCGCCCACCACUCACCUCCUGUGCGGCCUGGUUGCUAACAGGCCACGGACUGGGACUGGUCCACGGACUGGGGGUUGGGGACCCCUGUGCUAGCAGAUCAGCUCUGAAGGAUCCAGCUAUAUUGUGUUUCUAAAAUGUCGUGAAUAGACAAUAUCACCGUCACAGGCUUAGAGCUGGAGGCAUCCCCUGCCCUCAGCUUUAGAAUGCCAGGAAAACCUAAACCCAUUUAUCUCCUCCUACACACACACACACACACACACACACACACCUGCCUUAUACUUAAAAUCUACUCUUUGGUCACAUGCAGAAGUUAAUCCACUGAUCUCAGACGUUUCUCUUGCGCUUGUGGAAGAGUUUGCCCUUAAUUUCGGUGAGGCUUCUUUAUUCUUUCUACACUCUCUACUUGAUUCUGCUUUGUUUCCGGUCCUCAGUAACUUUCCACUACAAUGGCUUGCCCGUAAGAUUCCCAGUGAGUUAAAGGGCCAGUCUGCUCCUAUUGGGGUUGCCAGCCUCCAGGUGGUAGCUGGAGAUCUCCCCGAACUACAACUGAUCUCCAGACCACAGAGAUCAGUUCCCCUGUUCGAAGGGAGGACUCUCUGGCACUAUGCCCUAAUGAGGUCCCUUCCCUCUCCCACCCCGGCCCUAUCCAGGCCCCACCCCCAAAAUCUCCAGGAAUUUCUCAACCUGGACCUGGCAACCUAGCCAUGGGAAUGAAAGGUGGGAGGGAUAUCUACAGUGGGAAUUAUCUACAGAUAGAAGCGAUUGUGAAAUGUUCGUCCAAAAUGCCAAACUAGCUCUCUAGCUUCACUUAUCCAAGAAACAGUUGCACGUUUGGCAUCUGUCUUAAAGAAAAGAAAAUGGAAACACACGUUUCUUGUCUGUUGUUGCAAAGGGAAAAGUGAAGGAGGGAGGAAGCUGCAAAAGCAAAACAAAACACAGGCAAUGUUUACUUGGCUUGAGGCACCAAGGUGCGGUUCAGCAAACAGAGCUCAGUGGGCAGGCAGGUGGGCUCACGGGGUUGCCAGCUCCAGGCUGGUAAAUUCCUGGAGAUUUGGGGUGUGGUACAUAGAGAGGGCGGGGUUUGGGGAUUGACCUCAGCAGAGUAUAAUGCCAUAGAGUCCACCUUCCAAAACCCCUAUUUUCUCCAGGGGAACUGAUCUUUGUGGCCUGGAGAUCAGUUGUAAUUCCAGAGUAUCUCCAGCCACCACCUGGAGGCUGGCAACCCUAACCCACAAGGACCUUGUUUCAAGAAGCACAACUACUUGGCCUCUGUUAGUUGUAAUUGCAAAAAGGGAGUAAAAUCAUGUGUUCUUUUUCCGGUGGCCGCCUCUCUAUUUCUUUCUUCAGAAUGAUGGAUACACUGGACUGCUUUGCUUUUGCAAAGAUAACUAUUUGUUUGUUCUAAGGUUGCCUCCCAUGUCCCUGCCCCUAAACCUCUGCAGUUAAAAAGACAUUAAAAUCCAUAUUAAAAGCUACGUGUGUGUUUGUGUGUGCGUGUGUAAAAUCUAGAAAGGAGGAUCAAUAGAGAAACACUAAGUUAAACAAAAAAAAAAAGCCUUUACCCACUGGCAGAAGAAAUAGGGUUCCCAGGUGCCCACCAGGGAGGGCACUAACCCUAACCCAGGGGAUUUGCCCCCUCACCCACCAAUCUGCCAGUGAUUGGAAGGAGGUGGCAAGCCCUCCAGAGGUUGCCCCCCACUGGACCGAAUCGGUCCCACACAGAGCGCAGGAAUGCUCCUGCAGCUGGCAUGAUGAUGACGUCAAUUCCGAUUUGGGGCCCAAAUCGGCCCUGUGCAAAGCAUAUGCAUGCUCCUGGGCCUGCGCGAUGACAUCACUCCCAGGGGGUUCCACCUCUAGAAAACUCUUCCCAAGAAUUGCCGGUAGGGAGGGGAACUCUAAGGUUGUUGCAAAGGAAGGACAGAAAGGGCUAGCGCAGUGGUCGAUAAUCUUCUUGAGCCCUGUGGGCACUUUUGAAAUUCUGAGACAAGGAAGUGGGUACCGCUACAAAAUGGCUGCCAUGGGAGGCAGGACCCCGCCUCCCGUGGCACAAAAUCAUUGCCAUCGUUUGGGCAAUUACAAAAGACUGGGCGGUCCCAAGGCAAACAUUGGCCGUUUUCACACUGCUUACCAGCCACGGAACAUCGCGCCGAGCUCCUUGUUCUCGUGCAAAAUCGCGCUAGGAAGAUGCUGUCGUUCCGGGAGCUCAGCACGAUGUUCCGUGGCCAGUAAGCAGUGUGAAAACGGCCCUUCUCUUGUUUCCAAAUAGGCAUUCCCUGCAGAGAUAAAAGUGAUACCUCCUGAAGUAUUCUAAAGCAUCUCCUAUUGUAAUAAGGUGGAGGGAAACCAAGGUUGCUUUUUUGCUUUAGAGGAGAAGCAAGUAAGUGCCAGGGAAUACAUUGGUGGGCACCUGGGCACCCCUGGGGGCCACGCCCAGAGUCACUGGGCUGGAGUGAGACAGCAUCAUGAAGCAGGGUUACCAACAAUCUGGAGGAAAAUAUAUCCCUGCCCCCUUGGUGGUGUGGAGUGUCCUCAUAGCUGAUUUAAGGUGACCCCUUGUGGGAUUUUCAUGGCAAGAGACUGAGAGCCAA
This is a messenger RNA of Eublepharis macularius, 4259 nucleotides long. RefSeq names its product tumor protein p63 regulated 1 (gene TPRG1). The transcript has 6 exons. The record is from RefSeq and is a predicted model, not a curated record. Lineage: Eukaryota; Metazoa; Chordata; Lepidosauria; Squamata; Eublepharidae. Gene Ontology annotation, cellular component: cytoplasm. The coding region runs from base 126 to 944 and encodes 272 amino acids.